CCCGUGAGGAGCCCACCGGUUGGGAGAAGGGACUAUUGACAUCCAGAGCCGACCCUCGUCCCGUUCACGAACCAAAGAAGCCUUCGGAAGUGGAAAGCCCUAAGUCCGCAGGGCACCCCGGCUCUGCGGCAGGGGACUAUUCGGAGCCCGAGGCGCGACCCAGCCACCCAGAUGGGAGCGGGUAUGUCCCGUAUCAAGGAGUCCCGGGGACGGAGUCUCAUGCCACGGACCCAGACGUGGCCGCAGAAGUGAAACGCGCCCACACCGAGGAAGGGGAGCCCCUCCAGAAAGCCCCGGAGAUAGUGGCAACUUCUCCACACUCCCAGCAGCAGCUACUGCAGGAUUCCCCUGUUUUCCCUGCAAGCGAUAUCCCCCGUAUCACGUCCCGAGAGGACCACCCCGCUGGGAAGUCAAUCGAGGUCUCUGCUGGAAAGGAGGGUGCUGAAGAUGCCAGGAUCUUGGCAGAAAAGGCGGGGCCUUCCCCCUCUCCCCCUAGCGAUCGCCCCCUUCCGGCGCAAGGGGAAUCGCACCACGUCCUGAGGAACCACAGCGCCUCUCCAGGGUGGAAAGGACUCGGGACGGAGAAGCGCCACGAAGCCACGCCAGAGCUGCCUCGUCGUCCCAAUAGCAGCUCCACGGACCCACAGGCCACCGCAGGGCACGCUAACCACCCACCCUACAGGCAAGCCAGGCCCCGGAACCACCGGCAGAACGAGCCCCGGACAAACUUCCGUGGCUCCAGGCCACCACACAGCCUCUACGUGGACCGGCCCGUGGCAGCUCGGCCGGUUGAGCCGGACUUUUGGAUGCUGCGCCGGGGCAACCCCGUCCAGUUCCACGGCUGGGGCCAAGCACCACGGAGCAGCCCACAGCCAGGAGCCGAAGGAUCACAGUGGAAUCUGUACUCCCCAGGCACGGAAACCUUCCACUGCGAGGGGGAAAGCAAGCAGCUCAAGGCCUGCCAACAAGAGCCAUGCCCGCCCGACCGCUCGGAUCCGCGCUCCGUUCAGUGUGCCGCCUACAACAACCAGGAAUUCAUGGGCCGCUUCUACCAGUGGGAACCCUUCCGGGACGUGCGGGGCGCCCAGCGCUGCGAGCUCAACUGCCGCCCCAUCGGGUACCGUUUCUACGUGAGGCAUACAGAGAAGGUGCUGGACGGCACACCGUGUGAGGCCGGCUCCCCAGAUAUCUGCGUGGCCGGGCAGUGUCUCAUGCCCGGCUGCGAUGGGAUCCUGGGUUCCAACCGCACGCUGGACAGCUGCGGCGUUUGCGGGGGAGACCACACCACGUGCAAGCUGGUGGUCGGCAACUUCAGCGACACGGACGUGCCCAUCGGGUACCAUCGCAUCUUGGAGAUCCCAGAGGGGGCCACCCACAUUUUGGUCAAGGAAAUGACCCGCAGUCCCAACUAUCUGGCCCUCCGGAGUCGCAGUGGCAAAUCCAUUAUCAACGGAAACUGGGCCGUGAACCCCCCCGGGCGCUACGAGGCUGCGGGCACCAUCUUUGUGUACAGCCGGCCCGAGAGCGACCGACGAGAAGGAGAGUCGCUGACGGCAGAGGGACCGACCACAGAACCCAUAGAUGUGUAUAUGAUCUUCCAACAAGAUAACCCCGGUGUCUCCUACCAGUUCUUCGUGUCCUUGGCCCAGCCAGAUAACUCCGCUGCUGACGUCCACAACCCUCGUCAGGAGUUUGGUGCCCGGGCCCUGGUAUCUACUGGACACCCAAUGGAGCCUUCUGCCUCUCGUGUUCGCCCAGGGCUGCUGCAGACGCAGAGCCAUGUUCCAGCUCAGCCUCCAAUCCCACCCAGCCAUUCCAGAAGGAGCCACGUUGUCGUCCCGCCUCCGGUCUCCUCCAGCCAAUCCGGGAGGAGCCACGUUGUCGUCCCGCCUCCGGUCUCCUCCAGCCAAUCCGGGAGGAGCCCUGGAACUCUGCAGCGGAACAUCCGAGUUCCGCCACAGUUGCCGCCACCACCUCCCAUCCAACACAACUCAGAGGUGGCGCGUGAAUUUUAUUGGCAGCAGAUUGGCUACACUGAGUGUUCCGCCACCUGUGGAAAGGGUGAGUCCAGGGAGUGUGGAGUACUUACUGGUUGUUUAUUUAUUUAG
Messenger RNA from Sphaerodactylus townsendi, 2108 nucleotides. Its product is annotated as ADAMTS-like protein 4. Gene Ontology annotation, molecular function: metalloendopeptidase activity. The record is from RefSeq and is a predicted model, not a curated record. Bases 807 to 2108 code for a protein of 433 amino acids. NCBI's taxonomy places the organism in Eukaryota, Metazoa, Chordata, Lepidosauria, Squamata, Sphaerodactylidae. The transcript is spliced from 7 exons. Gene Ontology annotation, biological process: extracellular matrix organization. Gene Ontology annotation, cellular component: extracellular matrix.